Molecule: messenger RNA, 951 nt
Organism: Mauremys reevesii (Reeves's turtle)
Lineage: Eukaryota; Metazoa; Chordata; Testudines; Geoemydidae
Product: olfactory receptor 14A16-like
Exons: 1
Coding region: 1-951 (316 amino acids)
Biological process (GO): G protein-coupled receptor signaling pathway
Cellular component (GO): membrane
Molecular function (GO): olfactory receptor activity; odorant binding; G protein-coupled receptor activity
Source: RefSeq, a predicted model, not a curated record
AUGGUCAAUAGAACUACUGUGAGCGAGUUCCUUCUUCUGGGAUUCUCUGACAUCCGAGAGCAACAGAUUUUAUACUCCGUCGUGUUCCUACUCAUUUAUCUAGCAGCUGUGAUAGGGAACCUUCUUAUCAUUGCAGUUGUAGCCCUCGAUUGCCACCUUCGCACCCCCAUGUAUUUCUUCCUAUUCAACCUAUCCUUCCUAGACCUCUGCUACAUCUCCGUCACCAUCCCCAAGAUGUUUGCCAACUCCCUAACCAACACCAGGUCCAUUUCCUUCUUUGGAUGCGUCACCCAAGUCUUUCUGGUUAUUUCACUUGCAGCCACAGAAUGUGCCUUUCUCUCCGUGAUGGCAUAUGAUCGCUAUGCUGCCAUCUGUUUUCCUCUGCAUUACAGGAUGAUCAUGAGCAGGGGCACCUGUGCCCAGAUGGCAGCUGGUUCCUGGGUCAGUGGAUUCCUGUAUUCAAUGCUUCACACAGGCAACACCUUUAGGUUGCCCUUCUGCCAUUCCAAUGUUGUUGACCAGUUCUUCUGUGAUAUCCCUCAGUUGCUCAAGCUAUCCUGCUCUGACACAUACCUCAACAAGGUUGUGGUGGUCCUCUUUGGGGUGUGCUUAGCACUGGGCUGUUUUGUGUUUAUCAUCGUGUCCUACAUUCAGAUAUUUUCCACCGUGCUGAGGAUCCCAUCCAUGCAGGGAAGGCGUAAAGCCUUCUCCACCUGCCUGCCACACCUUGUGGUCAUUGGCUUAUUCUUUGGCACUGGCAGCUUUGUGUAUAUGAGGCAAACCUCAAUGUCUUCUUCCUUUUGGGACCUGUUGGCAUCUGUGCUCUAUGCUGUGCUGCCACCGUUAUCAAAUCCAAUCAUUUAUAGCUUGAGGAAUAAGGAGAUAAGAGAGGCUCUGGGUAGGGUGAUAGCCAGGAAAUGUUUUUCCAAAGAGUGGAAUGUCCAUUUUUAG